Messenger RNA from Olea europaea var. sylvestris, 3142 nucleotides. RefSeq names its product G-type lectin S-receptor-like serine/threonine-protein kinase At1g34300. The record is from RefSeq and is a predicted model, not a curated record. The transcript has 2 exons. Gene Ontology annotation, biological process: protein phosphorylation. NCBI's taxonomy places the organism in Eukaryota, Viridiplantae, Streptophyta, Magnoliopsida, Lamiales, Oleaceae. The coding region runs from base 164 to 2665 and encodes 833 amino acids. Gene Ontology annotation, molecular function: protein serine/threonine kinase activity; ATP binding.
UACUCGAGGGCCGUGGUUGGGUGAAGUGGGGUUCUGGGCAAAAGGCACAGUCAAUCAAUUUGUGUUCUUGAAAUUGUAUCUUAAUGUACAUUUUCUCUACUUUUCUUGCACUGAAUUUCAUCCUACUAUAUCCGAAUUUUCAAGAUUACGGAGAGAAAAGCAAAUGAAGAUCCCAUAUAUGCAGAUGUUUUGUCUGAUUUUCAUCUUCUUUCCAACUGUAAUAUCAGCAGCAGAUGUUUCUCCAGGUUCAACCCUGUAUGCAUCAAACCCACAAAAUUCAUGGGACUCUACGAACGGAACAUUCUCACUUUCCUUCAUACAAGAAUCUGAAAACGUAUACUUUGCUGCCAUAAUCUACAACGGAAUUCCCGUUUGGAAAGCUGGUGGAGAUCCGGGUGGUGCUGUAAAUUCCUCCGCCGCCCUCCGCUUCCUCCCCGACGGAAACCUCCAGCUCGUCUACACCUCGACAGGUUUUCAGGUCUGGCAGUCGAAUACUGCUGGACGGGGCGUUUCUAUGGGUGCACUUGAUGAUUCGGGCAACUUCAUACUCAGAAAUAGAAGUGGUCCAGUAUGGACUACCUUUGAUAAUCCCACUGAUACAAUUCUCCCAGGGCAAAACUUUACUGUCAACCAAGUUUUGCGAUCUGGAUUGUAUUCGUUUCGCCUAUCAAUGUCUGGAAAUAUGACUCUUCGAUGGAAUGAUACGAUUGAAUAUUAUUCCUCUUCUGGGUUGAACGGUUCAUCAGUUAACUCGAGCUUGACUUCUCCAAGCUUAGGCCUUCAACAACCAGUUGGGAUCUUUUCACUUUUUGACCCAACGCUUUCAAGUCCAUUGAUUAUGGCUCGAAGCAAUGAUUAUGGUGAAGUUACUGAUGAUUCUAUCCGGUUCGUGAAGUUGGACAAUGAUGGGAAUUUGAGAACUUAUAGUUCUGCUAGAAAUAGUGGAAGUGGGAACAGAAUUGUGAGAUGGACUGCUGUUAGUGACCAGUGUCUGGUUUUUGGUUAUUGUGGGAAUAUGGGAAUUUGCAGCUAUGAUGAUGACUUCAGUCCGGUGUGUGGCUGUCCAUCGGAGAAUUUCGAUCUGAUUGAUCCAAAGGAUCCUAGGAAGGGUUGUGAGAGGACAGUGAAUAUUUCGAAUUGUUCUGCUCGAGAAAUGUUGUCAUUGAAUCGUUCUACGUUGUUAACAUACCCUCCUGAGACGAGUUCACAGUUUUACACGGCAAGCAUCACAGCGUGCAGGUCUUUAUGUCUCUCUAAUAAUUUGUGUAUGGGUUCAACUUCCUUAGCAGAUGGGACAGGAGUUUGCUAUUUGAAAUUAUCACAAUUUAUCAGUGGAUAUCAGUCGCCAACGCUUACUAGCACGUCUUAUGUCAAGGUUUGUGAGCCAGCUAUGCCGAAUCCUCCUCACUCUUCAAGAGAAGUUCAUAAGAAUUAUGAUGCAUUGAAAAUUUCUGUCAUAGUUUUAGGCUGCUGUUUGAUACUGGUUAUUUUAGCAUGUUUGGUUUGGGUGUUUUUCUAUAGUCGAAAACCUAAAUUCGAAGGGUUGCCUACCUGGGAUUCACUCUCUGAAUAUGCUUCUGCUCUUCCGGUUCACUUCUCAUACAAGGAGCUCCAACAGGCUACAAAGGGGUUCAAGGAUAAGCUCGGAGAAGGAGGAUUUGGUGCUGUUUAUCAAGGGGUCCUCACGAAUAAAACUUUGGCUGCAGUGAAGCAGCUCGAGGGGAUCGAGCAGGGUGAGAAACAGUUUAGAAUGGAGGUUGUGACAAUUAGUAGUACUCACCAUUUAAAUUUGGUAAGACUCUUAGGAUUCUGCAGCGAAGGGCGUCAUAGGUUAUUGGUAUACGAGUUCAUGAAAAACGGUUCUCUAGAUAAGUUCCUCUUUACUUCGGAUGAGCAGCCAUCUAAGGAAGUUCUAAAUUGGGGAUAUCGGUACAACAUUGCACUCGGGACUGCUAAAGGGAUUACCUACCUUCACGAGGAAUGUCGUGACUGUAUCGUUCAUUCUGAUAUAAAACCCGAGAAUAUUCUAUUAGAUGAUAAUUAUAAUGCUAGGAUCUCGGAUUUUGGCUUAGCACGACUCAUAAACACAAAUGGCCCGAGACACAGGUCGAUAAUGUCCGUGAGGGGGACAAGAGGGUACUUACCCCCAGAAUGGCUGGCAAAUCUUCCAAUCACAUCAAAAGCUGAUGUUUAUAGUUACGGAAUGGUCUUGUUAGAAAUCAUAAGUGGGAGAAGGAAUUUUGAUGUUUCGUCAGAGACUAAUCACAGAAGGCUUUCAUUGUGGGCAUAUGAAGAGUAUGAGAAGGGCAAUAUUGAGGCAAUUCUUGAUAAAAGGCUUCUUAGACAUGAGGUUGACACAGAGCAAGUCAUAAGAGCGAUUCGAGUUAGCUUUUGGUGCAUCCAAGAGCAACCAUCUCACAGACCUACGAUGGGAAAAGUUGUGCAGAUGCUCGAAGGGAUUUCUGAGAUACCUACACCACCUCCAUUUGCGGCCACAAACCCGACCGCUCAGUUUCAGGUUCUCCCUAUGGUGUCAUCAUUCCAAACUGUGUUGAAUUCGUCUGUCACUUCAUCUCAGACAGCAGAAAACUCAUCUUUGACUUCAGAACAAAAAUCUGAAAGGGAAACCUCCAUUCUCUUACAGGAAGAGGCUUCAACAACAUAAUUUUGUCCAAAAGAAAGAUGAAAAUAAGCAGUUUUUGUCAAUGUGGGACGGAAUGAAAGAAGUUUUGUUAGCACUCUACUGCCAAUGUGAACAAAGAUCGAGAUCGAGGUAAUUCUUUUGCAGCAACCGUUUUUUAAUGAAAUAUACUGAUUCAGUUCAUCCACUCGACUAUCUAGCCUGUGUGGUCCUUUUGUAGGGAGAUCUAUUUGCAUCUGAAAAUCGGAUGGAAAUUCAGAAACUCAGGCUACAGAUGUUACCAUUUUAUGUAGUACUUUCUUGAAUGCUUUAGUAGAACUACAGAAACAUAUUUAAACUUAUUUUCAGAAAAUUUUCCAUGGAAUUUGGUAAUGUUAUCAGAAGACUUUCUAUUUUUUUUCUUGUAAUCACUUAUUUUCUUUGCUAAAUACAUUAACAGUCCGUUUGAUUGCAAGAGUAGAAUUUGGAUGGAAAUAAAACGAAUUCGAGGAAGUUGAAUUA